Messenger RNA from Andrographis paniculata, 917 nucleotides. RefSeq names its product HMG-Y-related protein A-like. The record is from RefSeq and is a predicted model, not a curated record. The transcript is spliced from 2 exons. Gene Ontology annotation, biological process: nucleosome assembly; regulation of DNA-templated transcription; negative regulation of DNA recombination. NCBI's taxonomy places the organism in Eukaryota, Viridiplantae, Streptophyta, Magnoliopsida, Lamiales, Acanthaceae. Bases 119 to 592 code for a protein of 157 amino acids. Gene Ontology annotation, molecular function: double-stranded DNA binding; nucleosomal DNA binding. Gene Ontology annotation, cellular component: nucleosome; nucleus; nucleolus.
GUCAUGUUAAUCUGACCCCUCACCACUCACUGUUCUUUCUCUCUCUUCCAAAGCUCCUCUUUUCCCUUUCUGCUCUCUCUCGCUCUAACCUCCCACAGCUCGACCACUGCCAGUUUCCAUGGCGACCGAAGAACUCAACAAGCCUCCUUCUCUUCCUCCUUACCCACAGAUGAUAAUGGAAGCUCUGGAUGCACUGAAGCAAGCCGAGGGUGCCAACAAGUCCUCCAUCUCCAAAUUCAUGGAGUCCAAAUACGGCGAAAUGCCCGCCGGCCACGCCGAUCUGCUGUCGCACCACCUCGUCCGAAUGAAGGACUCCGGCGACCUUCUCUUCAUCAAGAACAACUACCUCAAGCCCGGCCCGGAGGCCCCCCUCAAGCGCGGCCGCGGCCGACCCCCCAAGCCCAAGGACCCCCUCCCCCCGGGGGCCAUCCCACCCGCUCCCCGUCCCCGUGGGAGGCCGAGGAAGGACCCCAAUUCGGAGCCCGCCCCCAAGAAGGUUAAGCCGGCGCCGAGCUUGUCCAAGAGCGGGCGGCCGAGGGGGCGGCCGAGGAAGGUGAGCGUGCAGCCGCUGCAGAACGGAGUCGAGGCGUGAUAGAGGGAGGGGUAUGUGUGUGUGUGUGCGCUUAUAUACUUACAUACAUACAUAUAUAUGUGUGUGUGUAUUGAUGCUCUCUUUCAUUCAACUCUUUAGAGAUGAUUCUGAUUGUGAUGAUGUCAUGUUUGUGUGUUUUAAUUUUCUUUAGGUGGUUUCAAAUUUGGAUUCUUAGAUCUUUAGUGUGUUUGUUUGUUUGUCUGAUGUAAUUAAAUUUGGGAAGUACACAUUGUUGUUUAGUGAGCUCUUAAGUUGUGGGUUUUGCUCUCAAGGCUCUUUCCUGAGGUGUAGUAUUUUAUUUUUCUUUUUUAGGUUAAAUGAGGUU